Penicillium riverlandense is the source of this 3240-nucleotide messenger RNA. RefSeq names its product Fibronectin type III domain protein. The record is from RefSeq and is a predicted model, not a curated record. Gene Ontology annotation, molecular function: protein binding. NCBI's taxonomy places the organism in Eukaryota, Fungi, Ascomycota, Eurotiomycetes, Eurotiales, Aspergillaceae. Bases 1 to 3240 code for a protein of 1079 amino acids. The transcript is spliced from 2 exons.
AUGUACGAGCCGCUGUAUUUUGCCUUUGACACCUACCCAACUGUCAUUCCCCGAGUGAGGGUGCGAGGCGUCAUGGCGCUUUUUCUGGCGGCCUCGAUCUUGUGGGCCCUGAUCUGGCUCCUGUACCGGGCAUGGCAGGUCUGCCAAACUCCUAACGAUGUCCUGGUGGAGAAACUGGGCCUGGAUAUUCCUCCGCCCCCAGAGGUCACCCUCGAGGAGAUCAACGCCCGUGAGAUCCGCCUUGCUUGGAAGCAGCCUGACUUCCACAACUCAAUACAUAAGCAUAUCAUUCAAGUGAACAAUGUUAAAGGUUUGUAUUGGAUCAGCGCGAAUCUCCCGGCUGGCGCUGACAACUGUCCAGUGGGCGAGUCUAAACGAGCGGAGACAGCAGUAGAGAUUUUAAAUCUCAUACCAGGCAGCAUUUACCAUAUCUGUGUUUUCUCAGUGAGCGCAGCGAACUUUCAAACGCCCAGCGCCGUCCUUCACGUGCGAACCAAAUCUCUCCCGCUCUCCCAAGCGCAACAAACUGCCCCAGUCGACGGUCCCACGAUCCGGGCAUCGAUUCCCCGUUCGACAGCGGGCCUGCCCACUCCUUCGGCUCCAGUGAUGUCUCGUGAACACAGUGCCGGCCCAAUACCGGGCAAACGGCCAUCGACAGGGCGGAAGCUAUCGCCUGCUGCCGGAACAAUUGAGACUGGCCAUGCAGACGACACGCAGAGAAGCGCGGUCAGGAACGACAAGAGUGGAUCUCUCGAGCAACUCGCCGAUCGUCUGAAGUCACUGCAGCAGGAGAACGAUAACUUGGAGAAGCAGGCUGCGGAAGAGGAGGACGAACACAUCGCAUUGCUCAAGGAACUCGAGAAGCAGCGCAACGAAUUGAAGAAGAGUGUUAAGGAGAAGGACGAGGCCAGCGGUGACCUCAAGAAACACGUCUACAAGCUGGAGAGUGUCAACCGCACUGUGCAGAGCGAAAAGACGAAGCGCGUGAGGCUGCUUCAACAGAAGGAGGCCCAGCGCAAGAAGCGCAAGAACGAUAUUGUGCGAUGGCAGGAGAAGAUCACUCGCAUGACCGUCGACCUGGAGCAGGCCAAGCAGGACAAGAUGAGUCUGGAAGAGGACGGGAAAACCCGUGCGGAUGAAGUUCGGAAGAAGAUUGCCGAUGAGCAAGCGGAGAUGAAAACUAUCGAUGACGAGAUCCAGGACAAAGGAGGACGCAUCAAGAAGCUCGAGGAAGAAAGGACACGAUUCCAGGAGGGUGAUACUGAAGAUGGCAAAGAGUUGGACCGAAUAGACAACGAGCGAGCCCGCCAGUGGGAGGCUAAAUUGGCCAGUCUACAGGCCCGAUAUGCUACUCUCGUCAACAUUCAUACGCAAGCUCAGCAGCAGUAUCAGGAAGCCCAGGAGCGAGUCAAGUGGCUUUCCACCCAACGACCUAGCAGCGCGGGCCCAUUUCCAUUGGAUCUCGAUUUGUCCAAUACUGCCACCAUUCGCCCCCGCCGCCAUCGCAGCUCACUCAACAGCAAUGUCUCGUCCCCUGUGAACUUCGCCAGUGUCGAACCAUCAUUCUCCAUCAAUUACAAUCCACCUUCCACUAGCUCGCCAACUUUUGCGCCGAACUCUGCCUUCUUCAAUAUCCAUAAUGGGAUGGCUCUGCCGAAUCUAGACCCGCCGGAGAUCAUGCGCUCAGACAUGGAGACAACUUUCAAUAACCCUCAGAUGAGCCCUCGUGCUGAUGCUCUUCUGCCGUCUGAUCUCCUCGGGGACGAAGAGUCGCCCGAAUUCCCGCGCCCUGUUAUCCGACCACGGUUUGACUCUAACCCCCCUCCGCUGGACGGUUUUGGACACGGGCCGGUAUCGCCGGUCUCUUCAGAGAGUCGACCUGGAAGUAUCUUCGCCAGCCCACUCGGCACCUCAGCCCGACAGGAUUCUGAGCCCGGUCAACUGUCAGAGCCACCAAAGAGCGCUUCUCGGCGGCUUUCCGGCCUGUUCGGCUUUCAUCGACCUCGAGGAAAGACUCUGGCAGAUGAAUCGCCUAUGCUUGGCACUUUGAAACCAGGACAGAGUCAGUCCUUCCCGCGAAAUAUCGAUGAGAUGGACCCAAUUGGCUCACGACGUCGGCGGUUGAGCUACACUGGCAAUUGGGCUAGUCCGAUGUCUUUGUUCCCGCGAAGCAACACUGCCGAAGCCACCGCGGACAGUUCGUCUGACCACCCGCCCUCCCGACGAGCGGCUUUUUCGAGCAUCUUCUCCACGAGCAAGUUUGGGUUUGGAAAUGCCGGACGUGCGAAUACCGAUGGCUACGAUCAAUUCAGCCCGCGACAUGACCCCAUUGAUCCUUCAUCACUUCUCGGCGGCGUCCGACGUGGUUCCCUGUCUCCACGGCCAUCGUCUACGUUCUCCUUUGACAACCAGAACCAGCUCCCUCACCCCUCUACGGACAACCGACAUUUCGGUUGGCCGUCGACAGAGAAAGCUGGGCAUCGAACCAGUCCUCUUGGUCUUGAUUGGGCGUCUCCGUCAACUUGGUCUCGAGCCCCUUCCCGUCGGCCUUCCAUCUCAUACGGAUCGUCUGGCCACCUCCCGUUAGGCCUGACUGGCGAUUCCGAUUUUGUCGAGGAUUCGUUUGAUCGGCCGCUUCGGCCGCUCCAGGCUCCGAUUGGCACUCGCCCUUCCUCAUCCCACCGGCCACUCACGCCGAAUCCGAAACUGAACCCGGCUGCGCCGACAUUCAGGACGGUCUUCACUGGCAAGAAAUCGGACAAGGACAAGGAUAAAGAAACCGAUGCCUCCCUUGAUCUGGAAGAUGGCUCCCCUUCGGAGUCUCGCAUCUCCCGCGAUUCUCGGUCCCUGUCUCAUUUCACCGGCGACUCAUACGAGUCUUUGGAGCGCCUGCCUUCCGGUACGUCCGUGGACAAUGCCUCGAAGGAGUCGUUCAUCCGUAAGAUUACUCGCAAAGGCAGCUCUGGAAAAUUCAGCUCGUGGAAAGAUCGCUCUGGUUUCUUUUCCAAGAAGGGGGAGUCUUCGCAGCAGGGUGACAUUGACGAGGAUGGCGCCAGCGAAGCCCAGCUCGGGAAGAGCGUGGACAGCACUGUCUCCAGUGUGCCGUCUGCAGACAAGUCGACUCGAAGCAGCCUGGGCUUCUUCUCCCGCAAGUCUCGCAAAUCCGACAAGGCCAGUGAGACGAGCGAGCUCGCCAGUGAAACGGGUGAUGAGGAGAUCCCGGAGGAGGUGACGACCUGA